Molecule: messenger RNA, 1359 nt
Organism: Ostreococcus lucimarinus CCE9901
Lineage: Eukaryota; Viridiplantae; Chlorophyta; Mamiellophyceae; Mamiellales; Bathycoccaceae
Exons: 1
Coding region: 1-1359 (452 amino acids)
Biological process (GO): vesicle-mediated transport; small GTPase-mediated signal transduction; protein transport
Cellular component (GO): cytoplasm
Molecular function (GO): Rab GDP-dissociation inhibitor activity
Source: RefSeq, a predicted model, not a curated record
AUGGAUCAAGAGUACGACGCCAUCAUCUUGGGCACCGGCCUGAAGGAGUGCCUCGUCGCCGGCUUGCUCGCGAGCGUCGAAGGCUACAAGAUCCUGCACGUGGACCGAAACGAUUACUACGGUGGGGAAAGCGCGAGUUUAAAUUUGACGCAGCUGCACGAGAAGUUCGCACCCGAGAAGGCGCAAGACAAAGCGGCGCUGACGGCCAAGUACGGACGAUGGCAAGACUACAACAUCGAUUUGGUCCCCAAAUUCAUGAUGGGAAACGGAUUGCUCGUGCGCGUGCUCGUCCGCACCGGCGUGCACAACUACUUGCAAUUUCGCGCCGCCGAAGGGUCGUACGUGCAAGGAAAGGGUGGAAAGAUUCAUAAAGUGCCGUCGAACGAUAAGGAAGCGCUGCGGAGCUCGCUGAUGGGAAUGUUUGAAAAGUUGCGAGCGCGCAGCUUUUUCAUCUUUGUGCAAAAUUUCGUCGAGACGGACCCGAGCACGCACGGCGGAUACAACUUACAGCGCAUGCCGGCGAGAGAUUUGUACGAAAAGUUUGGUUUAGCCGCGGAAACGGUGGAGUUCAUCGGUCACGCGUUGGCGUUGAAGACGAACGAACGCUAUUUGGACGAGCCCGCCGUCGACCUCGUCAAGGCGGUGAGACUUUACUCCGAUUCUAUGGCGCGAUUCGACACCGGUUCGCCGUACAUUUAUCCGCUUUACGGCCUAGGAGAACUCCCGCAAGGAUUUGCACGUCUCAGUGCGGUGCACGGGGGGACGUACAUGCUGGCGAAAUCCGACGUCGAGGUCGUGUACGACGAGGAAACCGGUCGCGCGUGCGGCGCGAAAUCCGAGGGCGAAACCGCCAAAGCAAAGUUCGUCGUCGGUGACGCGAGCUACUUUCCAGGGAAGACUCAAAAGGUCGGUCAAGUCGUUCGAGCGUUGUGCUUGCUGAGCCAUCCGAUUCCGAAUGUGAACGACGCGGAGAGCGUACAAAUUAUCAUUCCAGCGGCGCAGUGCGGCCGCCGCCACGACGUCUACGUGCUCGGCACGAGCUCGGCGCACAACGUUUGCGCAAAGGGACGCUACUUCGCGUCGGUGAGUACGACUGUUGAAACGAACGAUCCUCAUCGCGAACUCGAGGCUGGUCUUCGCAUGCUCGGUCCGAUCGACGAGCUCUUUUACAACGUCACCGACGUGCACGCGCCUCUCGCGGAUGGAACUGCCGACGGCGCGUUCAUCUCCACGGGUUACGAUGCCACGACGCACUUCGAGACGACGGUUCGGGAUGUCGUCGAUAUUUAUCGACGAAUCACGGGCAAAGAAUUAGACUUGUCCAAGGACGACGCGGCCGCGGCGAACACUUCGGGCUGA